UUGGCACCUACAUAUAUGACACUUGUGGCACCUACUCAAUCAGCAGUUCCUGCAGUUCCUAAUAAUCGGUUCCUGCUGCCUGCUGAUGGUCAGCCGAAACCGCUUUGUUUUGAUGUCCCUAUUCCUCACAAACUAAAACUGCUACAGGAUUCUGCUUUAGGGUUCUCUAUGAAUGGAGAGUCUAUGGCAUCUAAAGCUGGAUUCCAACAAAUCACCAUUCAUUACAAAACAAACCAUCACCUGACAAUAAAUACAAACUCUAUUAAUUAUAAUGAUGGCCAGAAUAAUGUUCAGUAUCUGUGGGGCCAGAAACGUUUCCUACAUUAUUAUGAGGGUAUCAUAUUGAUUCUGCGGGACAAUGAAAUGGAUGUUACGAUUGGAAGUAUCCGUGUUGUUAUUGUACUUCAUAAGAAACGUGGGGAUGUGUUUCUGUGGCCUGCGGUUUGGCAACAACCAAAAGAUGUCACUUUGGCAGGUAUUUUAGGAAAAGACAAAAUUUCGUAUGAGGAGAUUCAAGGGUCAACUCUAAAGAUAAUGGACAAUGAUGUGAAAGCGUCAUGGGAUGAAAUGACAGACUACAGAUUUCCUUCAGCUCCAGUCGUCAGAUGUUGGCUUGUGCCGUUCCAGGCUGUGAUGAACGGAGAGAUUUCUGAUUUUACUGUUACUCACAUGUAGAGUUUACAGCAUGUGUAUGUGAUAUAAUACAGAGCAUACCUUAA
Misgurnus anguillicaudatus (oriental weatherfish) is the source of this 719-nucleotide messenger RNA. The record is from RefSeq and is a predicted model, not a curated record. NCBI's taxonomy places the organism in Eukaryota, Metazoa, Chordata, Actinopteri, Cypriniformes, Cobitidae.